GGCCUGGGGAGCUGAGAUUUGGCCGCAGGACAGGGCGGACGGUAGCUCCGGCGGCAGGGAAAGGGCUGGGAUGGGGCUGGCAGUGCUGGCCUUGGCCGCCUGGCUGGUGGUGGCGGUGGCGGCCGAAGGGGCAGCCAACAGCAGCCGGAUCUGCCAGGCGGCCCCGGCGUGGACCAUCAACGGCUCCAGCCCCAUGGCGGGGGCGGCGGGGCAGGUGACGGUGGUGGCCUUGCUCAAGGCCCGCUGACACUUCUGCCUGAGGCAGGCCCGCAGCCUUGGGGACCUGCAAGAGAAGCUGUCGCGGCAGGGCAUGGCCGACGUGCACUACAUGAUCGUCAACGAGAAGGCACCACUGUCGCGGGCCAUGUUUGGGGGGCUGGUGGGCCAGGCCCCCCCCAGCAUCCCUGUGUACCAGCAGGAGCCCCAGGACCUGAUGGCCGGCUUCGUUGUCUACGACCGCUGUGCCCGCCUGGCUUUCCACAUCCAGCUGCCCUACAGCUUCCUACACUUCCCCUACGUUGAGUCAGCCAUCCGCUUCACCUACAGCAAGGAUUACUGUGGCAACUGCUCCCUCUACCCCAACAGCACCCAGGAGGUUAACAGCACCAUGGAGGUCCCUGCAAAUCCAACCCUGCUUCCUGAAGAGGAGGAGAAGGAGCCAAAGCUCCCCAUUCAGCAGCACAACCCUCUCCAUCCCCAACACCAUGUGGUCAGCAGUGAAAAAGCUUCAGACCCAAGUGGAGACCACCACCCUGCUGCCCAUGGUCUCCACCACCACAGAGACCACAGCAAGCCUGAUUCCAAGGGGCAAGGGCAGGAGCAACAUGACCACUAGGUAGGGCUAGGCCACCUUGGUGAACCCAGUGCAAUGCAAACCAUGCCAACCCACUUCCCAGAGGCAUGAAAGGCCUUGCUGGUCCCUCAGGCUGUGAGUCACCAGCAGGGUUGAUUUAAUAACUCCCUUCAGCAUCUCUCAUGUAGGUCAUACUCCCACUUCAUGAUGAAAAUCCCCCUCAGACACCAGAAGAUGCUGCCUCCUCUGCCCUAAGGCUCAGUUCUGACUCUUCCUCUGCUGACACUUGCCUUUCCAUGCUCAAUGAAGCCCGUGGUGUAAACUGGGACCUCCCUGGUCACUGCAGGAUGACACUGCAUGGAGCAGCAGAGCAGGGGUGGAGGAGGCAGAACUGGGAUGUGAGCAGUUCUGGCCAGGAGAGCCUCUGCCUAUCGUGGCAUCCC
Molecule: messenger RNA, 1236 nt
Organism: Tinamus guttatus (white-throated tinamou)
Lineage: Eukaryota; Metazoa; Chordata; Aves; Tinamiformes; Tinamidae
Product: selenoprotein Pb-like
Biological process (GO): selenium compound metabolic process
Cellular component (GO): extracellular region
Molecular function (GO): selenium binding
Source: RefSeq, a predicted model, not a curated record